Prionailurus viverrinus (fishing cat) is the source of this 1688-nucleotide messenger RNA. Its product is annotated as L-lactate dehydrogenase C chain. Gene Ontology annotation, cellular component: cytoplasm. The record is from RefSeq and is a predicted model, not a curated record. Gene Ontology annotation, biological process: carboxylic acid metabolic process. NCBI's taxonomy places the organism in Eukaryota, Metazoa, Chordata, Mammalia, Carnivora, Felidae. Gene Ontology annotation, molecular function: L-lactate dehydrogenase (NAD+) activity. The coding region runs from base 173 to 1171 and encodes 332 amino acids. The transcript has 8 exons.
UCGUGCGUGCGUUGGCCGUCCAGAGAGUAGCCGUUACAGGGCUCCGCACUUCAGCUGUCCUUGAUGUUUUUCUUCUGAUGUUACUUUUUUUUUUGUUUUUUUAAAUCUUCCUUAAAGGCGGUGUGUUGUGCCUUCUGGCUAAGUUGUGCCAGGCAAAGCAUUUGUUCUCAACAUGUCAACUGUCAAGGAGAAGCUUAUUGAGAAUCUAAUUGGGGAAGAGAAGAUCUCCCAGAGUAAGAUCACCAUUGUCGGAACUGGUGCCGUAGGCAUGGCCUGUGCUAUUUGUAUCUUAUUGAAGGAUUUGGCCGAUGAACUUGCCCUUGUUGAUGUUGCAGUGGACAAAUUGAAGGGAGAAACAAUGGAUCUUCAGCAUGGCAGUCUUUUCUUUAAUACUUCAAAGAUUACCUCUGGAAAAGAUUACAGUGUAUCUGCAAACUCCAAAUUAGUUAUUGUCACAGCAGGUGCGCGGCAGCAGGAGGGAGAAAGUCGCCUUGCCCUGGUCCAACGUAAUGUGAACAUUAUGAAAUCGAUCAUUCCUACCAUAGUCCAUCAUAGUCCUGACUGUAAGAUGCUUAUUGUUUCAAAUCCAGUGGAUAUUUUGACAUAUGUGGUCUGGAAGCUAAGUGGCUUACCUGCAACUCGUGUAAUUGGAAGUGGUUGUAAUCUAGACUCUGCCCGUUUCCGUUACCUAAUUGGGGAGAAGUUGGGUGUUCAUCCCACAAGCUGCCAUGGUUGGAUUAUUGGAGAACAUGGUGAUUCUAGUGUGCCUUUAUGGAGUGGGGUGAAUGUUGCUGGUGUUGCCUUGAAGACUCUAGACCCUAAAUUAGGAACUGAUUCAGACAAGGACCAAUGGAAAAAUAUCCAUAAACAAGUUAUUGAAAGUGGCUAUCAGAUUAUCAAGCUGAAAGGGUAUACCUCUUGGGCUAUUGGACUAUCUGUGACAGAUCUGGUUGGAUCAAUUUUGAAAAAUCUGAGGAGAGUGCAUCCAGUUUCUACAAUGGUUAAGGGCUUAUAUGGAUUAAAAGAAGAAAUCUUUCUCAGUAUCCCUUGUGUCUUGGGACAAAAUGGUGUCUCAGAUAUUGUGAAAGUUAACUUGAAUUCUGAGGAGGAGGCCCUUUUUAAGAAGAGUGCAGACAUACUUUGGAAUAUCCAAAAAGAGCUGGUAUUUUAAAGCCUCUUAAUGUUCCACUGUUUUAUAGAAGAAGAUAUCAGACUGUAUAUUUUCUAUUUUGAAAGUAUUGUCAUUUGAUUUGUAAAAAACUUAAAAAAAAAACAUUGGAAACCCAUGACAUAACUUCAGUCCCUCAAGGCUAGAAAAAGGAAAUGGUAAAAAUAUUUCCCCUCUUUAUGAAUCUCUUACAACUCUGUUCUAAUGAUAACCUAUACAUAUGCAAGUAAUACUUCUGAAGUAUGUAAUAUAUGAGUUGACUUCAAGUUUGGUAGAGUAUAUAUAAUAAUCCUUUAUAAUAUAAAACUUAUGAUUCUUCCCAUAAAACAACCAGCACUUUUUCUAGCAUUGAAAUUUCAUUCUUCCAUUAGGGCACAGGCAUAUUCAGUUUAUAUUGCUUCAUUAACUUUAUGUGUCUAUGUGUGAUCUGCACCGGGUACGUUAAGUCCAUGUAUAACAGAAAGAAACAGAAAUAAAACUUCAGUGGCAUAAUCAAAAUUAAAUGUUUUGAAACCUGUAA